GUUUUUCUUAUAUAGUUUUGAUAGUGGCGUCCAAACAAAACGUUGAAAAUAUUUAAGAUUUUGAAUUGCGAUAUUCCGCGAAUUUCCUGGAAAAUAUGACCAUAUUCAAGUUGCAAAGUUUCCCGAACGUGUGCCGUCUGUGUCUGCAGGCGAAAUCCUCCGCUGAAGUGAUCUCGCUGGACAGCUAUUUCCCGGCAACGGGUUGUUCGUUGGCCGAGAUGCUCGAGGAAAUCAGCAUCAAGAUACCAUUCGAACUGGCCUGCUACCUCCCGGUGGAGAUAUGCGAGGGUUGCCUAGAAGUGUUCGAGUUUGUGUUCAAGUACAAAAGAAAACUGGAUUUGAUACACCGUUUCUCGAGUGCUCUGGCGGAAGUGAAGAACGGCAACCAGGAUGUCCUAGUGGAGCUUUUCGAAAAAGAGAAGGAAAGUUUGAAAACUUUGUUUAAGGAUUUGGAUCUCUGUGACCGGGAGGACGUUGGUGUAGAGGAGUUACUGGCGGAAUUCGACGAGUACGAUAUUGCUUCGACGAUUUGCGUCAAGGUGGAAACCGUUGACGAUGAUGAAAUCGACGGUGAAGUGAUGGAUGUAACGAUGGAUGAGCCGGAAGGGAAAGCGGCAGCUUCUAGUUUUCUGGAAGAGUUCCAAAAGGCGCUUGAGGAUCAGCAGAAUGAUGGGGAAGAAAGUGACGAGGUGAUUGAGCUCCAGCAGGAGAUAUUGUCAGAUGUAGAAGAGCCCAGUGUGAUUGCAAGCCAGAGCGCUGGAACGGAAGAAGAUUUAAAGUCGGAGUACACGGUGAUCGAAGGCGGCGACGAUGAAGAAGAUUACGAAAUGGAAAUGAAUUUUGAAUGGCCUGAAGCGGAUCAAGAUGAGCAACGCCCUACCCAGAAACGUAGAAUCUGUCGACUACCGGAAGAGCCAGCGGAAGAGCAGCAAUGCAAUUUGAACUGUACCUUCAAAACUACAUUCCCUUCCCAGUUCGAGCUGCACUUGGCCCGGGUGCAUCCGGAAGCGGCGGAAAUACUCUCCUGCCAUCGGGUGGCAUGCGAGGGCGAACUAUGUGAUUCGGUUGACCUGCUGAGGCAGCACAAGAACGACGUCCACAGUACGCACAUCUGCAUGGUAUGCGGCAAGGUGACGAAACAUCUGAUAGCGCUGGAAAAUCAUAUGCGAAGUCACGAACGCCAGCGGGAACCUACGGUGCAGUGUUCGAUGUGUGACGAGAUGUUCCGCAGCGAGCUGGAGCAGCAACGGCACGCCACCAAGGUCCACAUGGGACGAAGUUUGUUCGAGUGCCACGAGUGUGGACUUGGUUUUAAACAAAAACUAUUGCUAACGCAACACCUAUCAACGCAUUCCACCGAGCGUCGAUAUCUGUGCGAUCAAUGCGACCUUGCGUUCAAAACCUCCAACCAUCUCAAGCGGCACAUACGUACGGUGCACACCGAGGUUCGAUAUCCUUGCGCGCAUUGUCCCAUGACCUACGGGCGGAGGGAUAAACUGCGGAUGCACAUAGAACGAGUUCACGAUAUUCAAACUUACUUCGUGUGCGACAUUUGCUGUGCGUCAUUCGAGUCGGACGAUAAACUUCAGGAGCACAAGGUUCGCCAUGAGAACGCUCAGGAUUUGGAGUGUGGCAUCUGUUUGAAUGCUUUUGCAGCACCGGAGGACUUCAACGAACAUCAAUGCAUCACGUAUCAGGACGAUUACAUUUGCUGCGAUCGUGACUUCCGGUAUCAUUCGUUCUACAAUCGACACAUGUUCCUGGCGCACGGGAUGAGCACCAAUGCUCGCGUGAAACCUAAAUCCGGCGUCCUGAUGGGGAAGCAGCGUGCUCUAAUCAAUUCCCAAUCCACAGAAGCCGGUCGAACGGUGCACCAAAGCGAAUUGAAAAUCGAAUGA
Molecule: messenger RNA, 1898 nt
Organism: Aedes albopictus (Asian tiger mosquito)
Lineage: Eukaryota; Metazoa; Arthropoda; Insecta; Diptera; Culicidae
Product: zinc finger and BTB domain-containing protein 14
Exons: 7
Coding region: 96-1898 (600 amino acids)
Biological process (GO): regulation of transcription by RNA polymerase II
Molecular function (GO): DNA-binding transcription factor activity; RNA polymerase II cis-regulatory region sequence-specific DNA binding
Source: RefSeq, a predicted model, not a curated record